Ochotona princeps (American pika) is the source of this 2087-nucleotide messenger RNA. RefSeq names its product forkhead box F1 (gene FOXF1). The transcript is spliced from 2 exons. Lineage: Eukaryota; Metazoa; Chordata; Mammalia; Lagomorpha; Ochotonidae. The record is from RefSeq and is a predicted model, not a curated record. Gene Ontology annotation, biological process: animal organ morphogenesis; regulation of transcription by RNA polymerase II. Gene Ontology annotation, molecular function: DNA-binding transcription factor activity, RNA polymerase II-specific; RNA polymerase II cis-regulatory region sequence-specific DNA binding. Gene Ontology annotation, cellular component: nucleus. Bases 423 to 1742 code for a protein of 439 amino acids.
UAAGCGCGCAUUCACGCGGGGUCCGGGGGAGGGGGCGGUGCAGGGCGAGGAGGGGGACUUUUGGAGGGUCUUCCGCCGGGCCGCGGGACGCCGCUGGGCGCAGAAGCAGUGAAGGCGGCCUCAGUCCGAAUGGGGUAGGCGCGCUCCGCCGCGAACCCUGGAGGUGGUGCCUCCCCCAGUAAAAAGCCUUUGGGGGGGAGCUUCCUGGGGCCUCCGCCCCGGCUGCCCGCGGCCUCCUCGGCGCUCCUUUCCUAGUGGGAGGGAGGGAGGGAGGGAGAGAGGGAGGGAGGUGGGGGAGGAGGGAGUUGGAAAGAGAGGGGGGCGCUGAGCCAACCGCCGGCGGAUCCAGCGGCUCCUCGGGGAGGGUGGGCGGGCGAGCGGGGGAGGGCGCGCCGAGGCUCGCUCGGGAGCAGUGGCCGCCGAUGACGGCAGAGGUGCAGCCAGCCCCGCGCGCGCAGCCCCCUCCCCCUCGCCCUCCUCCCCCUCCUCCUCCUCCUCCUCUUCCUCCUCCUCCUCCUCCUCCCGGCUCCUCGGCGGCGCAGAGCAGCGGCGGCAGCGGCGGCGGCGGCAGCAGCCACCCGAUGUCUUCGGCGCCCGAGAAGCAGCAGCCACCGCACGGCGGCGGCGGCGGUGGCGGCGGCGGGGGAGGCGGCGCGGCCAUGGACCCCGCGUCCUCCGGCCCGUCCAAGGCCAAGAAGACGAACGCCGGCAUCCGGCGGCCGGAGAAGCCGCCCUACUCGUACAUCGCGCUCAUCGUCAUGGCCAUCCAGAGCUCGCCCACCAAGCGCCUGACCCUCAGCGAGAUCUACCAGUUCCUGCAGGCGCGCUUCCCCUUCUUCCGCGGCGCCUACCAGGGCUGGAAGAACUCGGUGCGCCACAACCUCUCGCUCAACGAGUGCUUCAUCAAGCUGCCCAAGGGCCUCGGGCGGCCCGGCAAGGGCCACUACUGGACCAUCGACCCCGCCAGCGAGUUCAUGUUCGAAGAGGGCUCCUUUCGGCGGCGGCCGCGGGGCUUCCGAAGGAAAUGCCAGGCGCUCAAGCCCAUGUACAGCAUGGUGAACGGGCUAGGCUUCAACCAUCUCCCGGACACCUACGGCUUCCAGGGCUCGGCUGGCGGCCUCUCCUGCCCACCCAACAGCCUGACGCUGGACGGCGGCCUGGGCAUGAUGAACGGCCACUUGCCGGGCAACGUGGACGGCAUGGCCCUGCCCAGCCACUCGGUGCCCCACUUGCCGUCCAACGGCGGCCACUCGUACAUGGGCAGUUGCGGCGGUGCGGCGACCGCCGGGGAGUACCCGCACCACGACGGAUCCGUGCCGGCCUCCCCGCUGCUGCCCGCUGCGGCCGCCGCAGCUGCCGCCAGCGGGGUCAUGGAGCCGCACGCCGUGUACUCGGGCUCGGCCGCCGCCUGGCCGCCCUCGGCCUCCGCAGCGCUGAACAGCGGUGCCUCCUACAUCAAACAGCAGCCCCUGUCCCCCUGCAACCCCGCGGCCAACCCGCUGUCCAGCAGCCUCUCCACGCACUCUCUGGACCAGCCGUACCUGCAUCAGAACAGCCACAACGCCCCAGCGGAGCUGCAAGGCAUACCACGCUACCACUCCCAGUCGCCCAGCAUGUGUGACCGCAAGGAGUUCGUCUUCUCCUUCAACGCCAUGGCGUCCUCUUCCAUGCACUCAGCGGGAGGGGGCUCCUAUUACCACCAGCAGGUCACCUACCAAGACAUCAAGCCGUGUGUGAUGUGAGGCCGCAGGCGCCUCCCGACGCACGGCCUGAAACUGUUCUACUCGAGGUAUAGCCGCGGGCAGCGGAAAAGGGCUCGCCCCCUCCCCGCCGGAUUAUUUGCAGAAAGUCAGCGGCCAGAAGCCCCAGCACCGCCUCCCGUGUGCUCAAGGAUUUUUAUUUUUAAGUGGUGGUGUUGUGGUUGGAGCCGCGCGUCCUGGCCAGGCCUGCGACAGCACCCGGUGAAAUCUGCCGGGGUCUCCCCAGGGAGCGGGAAGAUUCUCCCCCCACCCCAAGAAAGACUAAGCGCAUUCCAGGGCUUUCAUUUGGGGGCAGGAUAUUUAUCUUUUCCCGUGGAGGUGUUCUGA